UCAACGAUGAAGCCUUCUAUCUGGACGUAUUAUUCCGCAUCUCUUCAAUUGCUCUUGUGCUUUUGUCAGGUCCACGGAUUAAUGUACGAAGUGGUGAUCGAUUCGGUCGAACCAGACGCGCAAAACGACAAAAGAUACAUCACAGUGGAUUCGAUUCGAAUAACGCGAAAAAAGCGCAACAAUUACGUCGUGAACGCUGACUUUGAAAUGUACCAGAAUUUGGGCAACGACAUUCCCGUGCGAUACGACAUUUACUAUGCGGGCUCUAGUCAUCCGUUUGUAAGUGGAAAAACUAACUUUUGCGAUUUCUACAACAUGGACGACAAAAUCAUCAAUGCGAUUCGUGCGGCCUCAACGAUGCCACCGAGGGGAACCUGUCCGUUUCCGAAGGGCAAGUACACCAUCAGUGGGUACCAACUACACGAGCAGGAUCUGCCACCGAUGCUUCCGAAGGGAUCGUACCUCGUCGUCGCCAGAGUAGAUAGCUUUGAAGAGAAACUAAUUUUCGGUUAUAGCAUUCUGGUGACUGUUACUUAAAGGUUACAUUGGUUUCAAAUCCCGAGGUCGCAAAUAGACUACCGGUAAAAACUAUAGGCGGCCUCCGUUUAAAAUCAGAGAAACAUCUUGUACAGGUUUCCGGUACAGAUUUGGUUUUUAUUGCCAAAGUUUUUCCGCCAUUAACCGAAUCGAAAACCGUCAUGCUUUGUUGGGUCGUUUUUAGUUUCUCCGUCUGCAAGUAAAU
Wyeomyia smithii (pitcher-plant mosquito) is the source of this 742-nucleotide messenger RNA. RefSeq lists its product as uncharacterized. The coding region runs from base 7 to 537 and encodes 176 amino acids. The record is from RefSeq and is a predicted model, not a curated record. Lineage: Eukaryota; Metazoa; Arthropoda; Insecta; Diptera; Culicidae. The transcript is spliced from 2 exons.